AUGUCCUCAACUAUCCCUCACCCCGUUCUACCACGCCCAGGCGUAGAGUCCCCACUCUCAAAAUCGCCAGUCUCCGCCCCUCCUGAGGAAUCUUUCACUUCUACUUUUGGUACCCUGCUCCCACCCGCCCGGUAUCUCACCACCAAUAAUGGAAAAGCCGCGUACUACUCGAUACCUCCAUCAUCGUUUCUAGGGCCAGGAACAAAACCUCCAGAGCGUGUGCUUUUCAUCCAUGGCGUGCAGACUCCUGCUUUAGGCAUGCUUCCACUAGCUCGCAAACUGCAUGCAUAUAUUUCCUCGGCGCAUUUUGUAUUGAUUGAUCUAUGGGGCCAUGGACUGAGUGACACGCCAGUUGCUUCACAUGAGGCGGGCCUAUUCCACGGGCUAAUCGACACGUUACUGGAUCAUUUGGAAUGGCCUUCUGCUCAUCUCGUGGGCUUUUCCUUUGGCGCAUCAUUGACAGUUGGCUAUGUUGCAUCACGGGCUUCGCGUGUGCAAAGCUACGUGUUGGUUGCACCUGCAGGACUUGUCAAGAGUUCUUCUUUCACGCCGGCUGAACAAGAACAUUUCCAACAUGAUUGCGAUGAGGAUGCUGCGCGGCAAUGGGUCACGGCCUGGCUCGAGGGUGGAGAGCUAAUCGUCCCAUCGGAUUGGAAAGAGAGAUUUGGACGGGGAGAAGUAGUCGCCGAAGCUGUACGUGAGUGGCAGACCCGCAAUCACCCUGGGCACGCGGCAUCUGUGGUCGCUAUCGUCCGGGACGGCGGUGUUAUAGAUAAUCAUGAGCGUUUCCAGGAAGCGGUGGCAACGGGUGUACCCUCGACUGUGGUUUUGGGAGAGAAGGACGAUUUGUGUACUGAACAAGAGCUACGAGACUUUGGUUUCGAUAAUGUUUUCGUUGUCCCAGACGCUGGACACGGAGUGGUGCGGGACAGAGUACCAGAGGUCGCAGGGUUCAUUAAUGAGUUCUGGAGGAUGAAAUGA
Messenger RNA from Bipolaris maydis ATCC 48331, 981 nucleotides. Its product is annotated as Alpha/Beta hydrolase protein. The record is from RefSeq and is a predicted model, not a curated record. NCBI's taxonomy places the organism in Eukaryota, Fungi, Ascomycota, Dothideomycetes, Pleosporales, Pleosporaceae.